Molecule: messenger RNA, 7629 nt
Organism: Blumeria graminis f. sp. triticale
Lineage: Eukaryota; Fungi; Ascomycota; Leotiomycetes; Helotiales; Erysiphaceae
Source: the annotation of a GenBank genome assembly
AUGUCGUCCACCCUUCCACCUCUACCUCCUGGAUGGAGCUCUGGCCCUUCUCCUAUGGGUGCACCUCCAGGUGCACCACCACCACCAUUGUACAGACCUACGAUAGACCCCCAUGUAGCCAAGUUUGCACAAAAAAAGAAAGAAUGGCUAAGAUAUCAACGAAAUCGAUUCGGGGAAAAGCGGAAGGGUGGCUUCGUCGAGACACUCAAAGCCGAUAUGCCUCCUGAGCAUCUCCGAAAGAUUGUAAAGGAUAUUGGAGACGUGUCACAAAAGAAGUUCAGUAGCGACAAGCGAAGUUACCUAGGUGCCCUAAAGUACAUGCCCCACGCUGUCAUGAAGUUACUCGAGAAUAUGCCCAUGCCCUGGGAAUCUGCGAGAGAAGUUAAGGUGUUAUACCACGUCAAUGGAUGUUUGACCCUUGUAAACGAGACACCAAGAGUAAUUGAACCAGUCUUUCACGCUCAAUGGGCGACUAUGUGGGUAUGCAUGAGGCGAGAGAAAAGUGAUCGAAGACAUUUCAAGCGUAUGCGGUUCCCACCGUUCGAUGAUGAAGAGCCUCCUUUAUCAUGGUCCGAAAACAUCGAAGACGUUGAGCCUCUAGAACCAAUAAACAUGGAGUUGGACGAAACAGAAGAUAGUGCAGUUUACGAAUGGUUUUACGAGAAUAGGCCUUUACUCGACACACCUCAUGUGAAUGGACCGAGUUACAAGGAGUGGAAUCUUACUCUACCUCAGAUGGCAACCUUGUAUCGACUGAGUCACCAACUUCUAAGCGACCUUGUCGACAAGAAUUACUUCCAUAUGUUUGAGCUCAAUAGUUUCUUAACUGCCAAAGCUUUGAAUGUAGCGAUUCCUGGUGGGCCAAGAUUUGAGCCGCUUUAUAAAGAUGUAGAUCCUAAUGAUGAGGACUUCGGUGAGUUCAAUGCUAUUGACCGCAUCAUAUUUCGCGCCCCAAUCCGCACUGAAUAUAGGGUCGAGUUCCCAUUCUUGUACAAUUCUUUACCACGGAGCGUAAAGCUUUCGUGGUUUUCAUAUCCUCAAGUUGUUUACGUCCGAGCAGAAGAUCCGAGUCUCCCUGCUUUCUACUUCGAUCCUAUCAUAAAUCCUAUAUCUUCGAGAUCAGUCGCUCCAAAAAACAUAACCAUUAGCCACGAAGACGAAAUAUUUGGAUUCGGAAAUAAUGAAGAGCCUGAGGAAAAUCUAUUCCAAUUGCCGGUUGAAGUCGAACCAUUUUUAGUCACUGAAGAUCUCUAUACGAGCGAAACAACGUCAGCAAUUGCACUAUGGUGGGCACCCUACCCGUUCGACAGACGCUCUGGAAAGAUGGUUCGAGCCCAAGAUGUGUCGUUAGUAAAGCAGUGGUAUCUAGAGCAUUGUCCACAAGGUCAGCCAGUAAAAGUUCGGGUCUCAUACCAAAAGCUUCUCAAAACUUAUGUUUUGAAUGAACUUCAUAAGAAAAAGCCCAAAGCCCAAAACAAGCAAAGUCUAAUGAAAUCUCUAAAGCAAACCAAGUUCUUUCAGCAAACAACUAUCGACUGGGUUGAAGCUGGUCUUCAAGUUUGCCGCCAGGGAUUUAAUAUGCUAAAUCUUUUGAUACAUCGGAAGAAUUUAACUUAUCUCCAUCUUGACUAUAACUUUAACCUAAAACCCGUCAAAACUCUGACUACAAAGGAGAGAAAAAAGUCUCGAUUCGGGAAUGCGUUUCAUCUCAUGCGUGAAAUACUGAAAUUAACUAAAUUAAUCGUCGAUGCUCAAGUACAAUAUCGACUCGGAAAUAUAGAUGCAUUUCAACUUGCAGACGGAAUACUCUAUGCGUUUAAUCACGUCGGACAGCUCACUGGAAUGUAUCGAUACAAAUAUAAACUUAUGCAUCAAAUUCGAUCGUGCAAAGACCUGAAACAUUUGAUUUAUUAUCGAUUCAAUUCAGGCCCUGUUGGAAAAGGACCUGGCUGUGGGUUUUGGGCUCCCGCAUGGAGAGUCUGGCUUUUUUUUAUGCGAGGUAUCAUACCCUUACUAGAGAGGUGGCUUGGAAAUCUUCUUUCGAGACAGUUUGAAGGUAGACAUAGCAAAGGCGUGGCAAAAACUGUGACAAAACAACGAGUUGAAUCUCAUUUCGAUCUGGAGCUUCGUGCUUCAGUGAUGGCGGAUCUCUUAGAUAUGAUGCCAGAGGGAGUCAAACAGAACAAAGUUAAUACAGUCCUUCAACAUCUAUCAGAGGCCUGGCGAUGUUGGAAAAGUAACAUUCCCUGGAAAGUACCUGGCUUACCAGCGCCCGUGGAAAAUAUAAUUCUACGAUACGUUAAAAGUAAAGCUGACUGGUGGAUAUCUGUCGCCCACUACAAUAGAGAGCGUAUCCGUCGGGGCGCCACCGUGGACAAAACUGUUGCGAAAAAGAAUUUAGGUCGCCUCACUAGACUUUGGCUAAAGGCUGAACAAGAAAGACAACACAAUUAUAUGAAGGACGGUCCCUACGUAUCCUCAGAAGAAGCUGUUGCUAUUUACACGACCACUGUUCAUUGGUUAGAAUCACGAAAAUUUUCACCAAUCCCGUUCCCAAGUGUCUCUUACAAACAUGACACUAAAAUUCUUAUACUGGCUCUAGAACGUCUACGUGAAGCAUAUUCAGUCAAGGGCCGGUUAAAUCAAAGCCAACGUGAAGAACUGGCAUUGAUAGAACAAGCCUAUGAUAGCCCAGGGACAACUCUGGAGAGAAUAAAGCGAUUUCUUCUUACUCAGAGAGCGUUUAAGGAAGUUGGAAUCGAUAUGAAUGAUAACUACAGCACCAUAAAUCCUGUUUACGACAUUGAACCGGUGGAGAAGAUUAGUGAUGCAUACCUAGAUCAGUAUCUAUGGUACCAAGCGGAUCAACGUCAUCUUUUUCCUGCAUGGAUCAAGCCUUCAGACUCAGAAGUCCCACCAUUGCUCACCUACAAAUGGGCACAAGGUAUCAACAACUUAGAUAAAGUUUGGGAGACAGCUGAUGGAGAAUGCAACGUGAUGAUCGAAACUCAAUUGUCUAAAGUGUACGAAAAAAUUGACCUGACGCUACUUAAUAGGCUGUUGAGACUUAUAAUGGAUCACAAUCUCGCAGAUUAUAUAUCGUCAAAGAAUAAUGUUCAACUAACAUACAAAGAUAUGAACCAUAUUAAUAGUUACGGAAUGAUUCGUGGUCUUCAGUUCUCAGCUUUUGUUUUUCAAUACUAUGGGCUCGUUCUUGAUCUUUUAUUACUCGGCCUCCAAAGAGCCAGCGAAAUUGCAGGCCCGCCAGCAAGUCCAAAUGAUUUCCUUCAAUUCAGAGACCGUGAAACUGAGACAAGGCAUCCGAUAAGACUUUACACAAGGUACAUUGACAGGAUUUGGGUUUUCUUCAGAUUUUCUGCCGAGGAGUCACGAGACCUGAUCCAACGGUUUCUCACAGAACAGCCAGAUCCGAAUUUUGAAAACAUUAUUGGAUACAAAAAUAAAAAAUGUUGGCCAAGAGAUUCUCGCAUGCGUUUGAUGAGGCAUGACGUAAAUCUAGGUCGCGCAGUUUUCUGGGAUCUCAAAAACAGGCUACCAAGAUCUAUCACCACUAUAGAGUGGGACGAUACUUUCUCGAGUGUAUACAGUGCAGAAAACCCAAAUCUACUGUUUUCCAUGUGCGGUUUUGAGGUCCGUAUUCUUCCUAAGAUACGGAAUCAGAAUGAUGAGUUUCCUGUCAAAGACAGCGUGUGGUCGCUCGUAGACAAUUCUAGCAAAGAAAGAACUGCUCAUGCUUUUCUUCAGGUUACGGAGGAAGAUAUAGCGAAAUUUAACAAUCGUAUUCGACAGAUUCUCAUGUCCUCCGGCUCGACUACUUUUACUAAAAUUGCCAACAAAUGGAACACUAGCCUAAUAGCUCUCUUCACCUAUUAUCGCGAAGCCGCGGUCUCGACAGUUAAUCUUCUCGAUACUAUUGUCAAAUGCGAAACUAAGAUUCAAACUCGAGUGAAGAUUGGACUUAACUCAAAGAUGCCGUCUCGAUUUCCACCAGCUGUAUUUUAUACACCCAAGGAACUAGGCGGUCUCGGUAUGAUAUCAGGCUCGCAUAUUCUUAUCCCAACAAGUGACAAGCGAUGGUCAAAACAGACUGACGUUGGAGUUACUCAUUACCGUGCUGGCAUGAGCCAUGACGAAGAAACCUUGAUACCCAAUAUAUUCAGAUACAUUAUUCCAUGGGAGGCUGAAUUUAUUGACUCGCAACGAGUAUGGACUGAAUAUUCUCAAAAACGUCAAGAGGCCAAUCAACAAAAUCGAAGACUGACUCUGGAAGAUCUUGAAGAUAGCUGGGAUCGAGGUUUGCCUCGAAUAAACACCCUUUUCCAGAAGGAUCGAAGCACUUUAAGCUUCGAUAAAGGUUUCCGUGCCAGAACAGAGUUCAAGACUUACCAACUCAUGAAAAGUAACCCAUUUUGGUGGACAAGUCAGAGACAUGAUGGAAAAUUGUGGAAUUUGAAUGCCUACCGAACUGAUGUCAUUCAAGCCCUUGGCGGGGUUGAAACAAUUCUUGAGCACACUCUUUUUAAAGCAACUGCAUUUCCUUCCUGGGAAGGUCUAUUUUGGGAGAAGGCAUGUCUCGCCCUAGGAACAUUAUUAUUACAAUUUGAUGGUAGCAAAAUAGCAGUAGAAGAUGUUCAGGAAGGUGAUUUGCUCCUCGGACCAGACGGUGGUCCUCGAUGUGCCUUCAAUAUUGUUCGUGGUAGAGAUCGCCUAUACAGGAUUAAGAUGGGAAUUAACCAGGAAGACCUUGUUGUCACAUCAAACCACAUUCUAGUUCUUCACCGACCGAUUGCCUCGCAAUCUAGCUCGCCAGAAACAGAAAUUACCUCUGAUAGAAAUACCAAUUUUGACAACAAACUUACAAGUGCAGACGAGAAAACUCGCUAUGAGGUUGUCGAAAUGACUGCCGCUGAGUUUGCUUCUCUAGACUACAACGAUAGAAAAGAAUUACUACUUUUUAAACUCCUUGGAUAUGGGUCUUCACAACAGGUCUGUAAACAUGCCGAACGAAUAAAUGUCGAAGAUAUUUAUCUCGAAUCUGAAGAGACCGAGUGGGCUGGUUUCCGAGUUGACCAAGACCAUCUCUAUUUACGUCAUGACUAUCUUGUAUUGCACAAUAGUGGAUUUGAGGAGAGUAUGAAGUUCAAGAAACUUACAAAUGCUCAGAGAUCAGGUCUUAACCAAAUACCUAAUCGAAGAUUUACUCUAUGGUGGUCUCCAACAAUCAAUCGUGCCAAUGUUUAUGUUGGUUUUCAGGUUCAGCUUGAUCUAACAGGUAUUUUCCUUCAUGGAAAGAUUCCGACGCUUAAAAUAUCCCUUAUUCAAAUAUUUCGUGCACACUUGUGGCAAAAAAUACAUGAAUCUGUUGUAAUGGAUUUGUGCCAGGUUUUUGAUCAAGAGCUUGAGCAACUGGGGAUUGAGACGGUUCAGAAGGAAACAAUUCAUCCUAGAAAGUCAUACAAAAUGAAUAGCUCCUGUGCUGACAUCCUCCUGUUUGCAAGUCACAAAUGGAAUGUUACCAGACCAUCAAUUCUCUUUGAUACCAAGGAUGUUAUUGAACCGACUACAACAAAUAAGUUUUGGAUUGAUGUUCAACUUCGCUACGGUGAUUAUGAUUCUCAUGAUAUUGAACGAUACGUGCGCGCAAAGUAUCUCGAUUAUACAACUGAUAGCAUGAGUAUCUAUCCUUCUGCGACAGGCUUAAUGAUUGGGAUUGACCUAGCAUACAACUUGUAUUCAGCUUAUGGACAAUACUUCCCUGGGUUAAAGACGCUUAUCCAGCAAGCGAUGGCCAAAAUCAUGAAAGCGAAUCCCGCUUUAUACGUCCUCCGAGAGCGCAUCCGCAAGGGUCUUCAACUCUAUGCAUCCGAAAGUAACCAAGAAUUUUUAAAUUCCCAAAACUACUCAGAACUCUUUAGCAACCAAAUUCAACUCUUCAUUGAUGACACAAACGUCUACCGCGUGACAAUUCAUAAAACGUUUGAAGGAAAUCUAACCACCAAACCUAUUAACGGUGCUAUAUUUAUUUUUAAUCCUCGCACAGGGCAGCUUUUCCUCAAAAUAAUCCAUACUAGCGUUUGGGCUGGUCAAAAGCGUUUGGGACAGCUCGCAAAGUGGAAAACUGCUGAAGAAGUGGCUGCACUAAUCCGUUCAUUGCCAGUUGAAGAACAACCCAAACAGCUGAUAGUUACCAGGAAAGGUCUUCUUGACCCGCUCGAAGUACAUUUAUUAGAUUUCCCAAACAUAUCUAUUCGUGCGUCAGAACUUCAAUUGCCAUUCCAAGCUGCUAUGAAGGUUGAGAAGCUUGGUGACAUGAUACUUCGCGCCACGGAGCCUCAAAUGGUUCUCUUCAAUCUCUAUGAUGAAUGGCUCAAGUCCAUAUCAUCAUAUACCGCCUUCUCUCGACUUAUUCUGAUCCUCCGAGCUCUCCACGUAAACCAAGAUAAGACAAAGCUACUCCUUAGACCUGAUAAAACUAUCAUCACUCAGGAGCAUCAUAUUUGGCCUUCAUUAUCAGAUGAAGAUUGGAUAAAAGUUGAGACACAGCUAAGGGAUCUAAUUCUAAAUGACUACGGGAGAAAGAACAACGUUAAUACAUCUAGUUUAACAAGUAGCGAAGUUCGUGAUAUCAUUCUAGGAAUGGAGAUUAGCGCACCAUCUAUGCAACGACAACAGGCUGCUGAAAUUGAAAAGCAACAACAAGAGCAGCAGCAACUAACUGCUGUAACUACAAAAACCCAGAAUGUGCACGGAGAAGACAUAAUUGUGACAACCACAUCUCGAUUCGAGCAGCAAACAUUUGCGUCAAAGACUGAAUGGCGAACUCGUGCUAUUGCAACAUCUAACCUUCGAACCAGGGCAAACAAUAUUUAUAUCUCGUCAGACGAUAUCAAAGAAGAUGAUCACUUUACAUACAUCAUGCCAAAGAAUAUACUCAAGCGCUUUAUAACUAUUGCUGAUCUAAGAGUCCAGGUCGCAGGAUAUCUUUAUGGUUUAUCGCCCCCUGAUAAUGAUCAGGUCAAAGAAAUUAGAAGUAUAGUCAUGGUCCCACAAAUUGGAAGUACGCGUGACAUUCAGCUUCCUCACAACUUACCUCAACAUGAAUAUCUAGAUCAAAUGGAACCACUCGGAAUAAUCCAUACGGUUUCCGGAAAUGAGCCUCCAUACAUGACUGCAAUGGAUGUCACCCAACAUUCUCGUCUCAUGAACACACACAAGACCUGGGACAAAAAGACUGUCAGUAUGACUGUUUCAUUUACUCCUGGUAGUGUUUCUCUCGCUGCUUGGGCUCUAACUCCUGCUGGAUAUAAAUGGGGUGCAGAGAAUAAAGAUAUGGGAAGUGAUCAACCACAUGGAUUCAGCACUUCUAUGGGAGAAAAAUGUCAGCUGCUGUUGAGCGACAGAAUUCGGGGCUACUUUCUUGUCCCUGAGAAUAAGGUAUGGAACUAUAGCUUCAUGGGAAGCUCCUUCGGUAGUAUUGAGAGGAAACUGGUACAUGUGAAGAUUGACACUCCAAUACCAUUCUACUCGGCCGAACAUCGGCCACUUCACUUUCAGUCUUUUGCAGAGAUAGAAGAAACUCUUUUUGACAAAGAUGAUAACUUUGCGUAA